Messenger RNA from Schistosoma margrebowiei, 1520 nucleotides. Lineage: Eukaryota; Metazoa; Platyhelminthes; Trematoda; Strigeidida; Schistosomatidae. The record is from the annotation of a GenBank genome assembly.
AUGGCGGGAACAUAUAAUGCACUCCAUGUGGCACCAAUCGGUUUACGACGGUUUGACCUUCAAGAACUCGGCUUUUUUCAAACUUCUCAUGGAUAUUCGGAUGAAGUAUGACCAACAAUUCUUGUUGUAAAUCACUUAUUAGUGUAAAUAACGAACUUGUGAGAAAAAUUCUUGAAGAUAAGUUUACUUUGGCAACCACUUCAUUCUCCAAUGUUUAUCUUGGAGUUUGGGAGGGAAAAAACGUUGUAGUUAAAUUCUUUCAUGAGAAGCACAAGCCUCUAGCCCAAAAAGAAUUAUCACUUAUUGCUCAACUUGAACAUGAAAAUAUCAUACAUUUGAUUGGUGCCGGACCUUCACUUCCAUUGGAUUGUUCUUUCUUGAUCCUCGAGUAUGCCAAUUGUCAUUCAUUACAAAACGUUUUGUAUGACUUCUCUGGAGUUCAUUAUAACCUGGUUAAUACUUUGAAUUGGAUAUUGCAAAUUAGUCGGGCUUCAGACUAUUUACAUCGUUUAUGUUCCCCCUCAGUUAUACAUGCAGAUAUAAAACCUUCCAAUAUUUUAGGUUUUGAUAGACUGCGUUUAGUUAAAUUAGGUGAUUUUGGAUCAUCUAGAACUACUUUGUCUGACGAACCUUCUGUUUUUGGAACUCUGUGUUAUAUGGCCCCAGAACUAUGGACAGUUCGAAGUGGUGAAAAAUUACCGUACUCAGAAAAAUCUGAUGUCUACAGUUUAACGGUUACAUUUUGGGAAUUUCUAGCUCGUGAACCCCCAAAUAAAAUCCUGAAAAGAUGUGAUGUAGCAGACAAGUUUUGGUCUUCUAUUACUCAGCGACCACCUACAUUAGCUGGGUGUCCUGAACUACUAAGCAUUAUUAUUGAGAGUGGUUGGGCUGUAAAUCCCAUGAUUCGACCUACAAUGUUCCAACUGAGCAAAUGUUUGACUUCUAUAAUUGAACAAAUAUUUCCAGUAGAUAGCAUUAUCCAAGGUGUUGAUAUCCCUGAUGACUGUUUAAGCUUUUUAAAGAAAUUGUAGCAUAUUGCACCUUAAAAGUGUAUAUAGUUUGAGACAAUGUUCCGUUUUCCUAAACUUCCAAGUACAUGUGGAAUAAUCUUCUUACAGUAUCUGUUUGGUUAGUUGUUUAUCAUUCGUUCGACGACUUCACUAACCGUACAGUUCCGUUCCAAUAUUUGUACUUUUAAUAUUCCGUUUUGUGUAAACUUUUUUAUUCCUAACCCAAGUUGAUUUUCUAUAAUAUAAACUGGUUUAGGUCAAUUGUGUUUAGUUGAAGUACAUAUCAACUUAUCAAGUAUUUCACCUCUAGAACUAUAACAAUUGCAAUUACUUUAAGUGCAAAGGUUGGUUGCCGUAAGUGAACAUCUCGAAUUGUUUCACUAACAUUUAGUUAAACGCCUUCAUCCUCAUAGUUUUUAUUUUUCGGCCUUCAUGCUUUUAAGUAUUACCCACUUGAAGAUUUAUUUGGUUACGAAUACUUACCUUCUUGUGUAUAUCAACUAUACCGCA